This is a messenger RNA of Nematolebias whitei (Rio pearlfish), 2974 nucleotides long. RefSeq names its product sine oculis-binding protein homolog A. Gene Ontology annotation, biological process: animal organ development. NCBI's taxonomy places the organism in Eukaryota, Metazoa, Chordata, Actinopteri, Cyprinodontiformes, Rivulidae. Bases 222 to 2750 code for a protein of 842 amino acids. The transcript has 7 exons. The record is from RefSeq and is a predicted model, not a curated record. Gene Ontology annotation, cellular component: nucleus.
GUUCAACUGUGAAGCGGCGGAGCCUCCAGAGCGCAGAGGACACGCAGGACUCCAAAGCCCCUGAAUGAGGGAGUCAGACGUCCGGGAAUGACAGCCGCCGUCUCCGGGAGGGGCGCGUCUUACUCCGAGCGCCUCCGAUAAAUAAAUCAAAACCAACAAAACUGCUCCGGCUGACAGCUCAGUCACAGAUCCGGCUCGGAUCCAGUCACACCGGGACUAUCAUGCCAGAGAUGGAGAAAGGCAGACCCCCGGAAAACAAACGCAGCAGGAAACCAGCGCACCCCGUGAAGAGGGAGAUCAACCAGGAGAUGAAGACGUUUGCAGAAAGCACCAUGAACGAGCUCCUGGGAUGGUACGGCUACGACAAGGUUGACCUCCGAGAGUCGGAGGCCAAUGAGAUUCGAAACUACAGAGAGCGGCGUCAGCAUGUGUCUGUGCUGAAAGAAAACUCGUUGCCAAAACCCAAAAGCUUGGACACCAAAGUCGGUCAUUCUGUCCUGGCCAUGAAGAGUGGAGAAAGGGAAUCCUCCAGUGUCCCAUCCUCUUCACCCUCUUCUUCCUCAACAAGUUCCUCCCUGACCUCCCCCAAGGAGCACAAGAGUGCCCCCGUCAUUGUCCCCCUCAUAAAGCCAUCAGCAGUGGAAGAUGUGCAGAAUGUGCAGAUAGUUUGUGUUUGGUGCCAGAAAGAAGGUGUAAAACGUUAUUCCCUCUGUAUGGGCUCAGAGCUCAAGAGCUUCUGCAGCGAGAAGUGCUUUGCCGCAUGCAGACGAGCCUAUUUCAAACGCAACAAGGCCAGAGAUGAAGACCUCCACUCUGAGAGAUCCCCUCAGCACCCACAUCCAGAGGAUUCGCCCAGACUGGUGUUAAAGAUAAACACCAAUGUCAGAGUAUGUGACUGGUGCAAGCAUGUUCGUCACACUAAGGAAUACCUAGACUUCGGAGCUGGGGAGGAACGACUUCAGUUCUGCAGCAUCAAAUGUCUCAACCAGUACAAGAUGGAUGUAUUUUAUCGGGAAGCACGUGCAGCUCUCACCAGCACCAGUUCCAGCCCCAAUAGAGCCAGCCAAGAUGGGAGGGUGGAUGGGCAAAAGCUACUCACUCCUGAGUCUUGGAACAACAGCAACCAUUCAGGGGAAGCACGCACCCGAAAUGUCUCACCUAAAGGGUCAACGCUAAUUCAUGGGCCUGUAGAAGCCACAUCUGUCUCAUCUUCAGAAGCAUCCUCCUCAUCAUCAUCAUCUUCUUCUUCUUCAAAAGUUUCUGUCUCAGGGCUUAGAACCCUGGAGAGAUCAAUCCAUCCACCUCCACUACCACCUACAGUGGCAGUGUCGCCUCAUUCUGCUUCCCUUCCUCCUCCACUACUUCCUCGCCCACCUUUGGAUCAAAAGCCAAUACCUCAAAUUCCCAUACCCUUCAUCAGGCCCCCUCUUCACGCACAGGGCCUAAAAAGCCCCCUUAUCAAUCCUCCCAGAUAUUCAGGUGCCCCUUCCAGCCCUAUCCACAGACCCCCACAUUCUCCUCACCUGCAACCCUCCACCUCCACUUCCAUAAACCCCCCUGGGCUCAUGCAUCCUUUCCCAGGAGCUUAUUUCCCUGGCUUACACUCCCCACCUAUGAACAUGAUGCCAAGAGGCCCUGUCCCAAUGCCUCCCAUCAUGAAUUUUGGGAUUCCUUCUUUUAGUCCUCUUCUGCCCCAACCGACUGUCCUGGUACCUUAUCCCAUUAUUGUUCCCUUACCUGUCCCCAUACCCAUUCCAAUUCCCAUUCCAGUUCCUCCCAAAGUGGCCCUUGAAACUUCAAGUCAUAGUGGAGUUAUCCAGCCAGUGCCAGAAGGGGUAGAGAGGUGUAGAUCCAGGACUAAUAAAUCAUUGUCUCCAGAGACCUCUGAAGAAGAGAGAAACAUACUGGGUGAGUCUAGCCCAAGGGACAUAGGUUGGGUUAAAUCAGAAAGACAGUUUCUGUCCCCAUCAUCCUCAUCUCAAAGUAAAAUGCCCUCCCCAGGAGCACAAUACAGUGAAUCAUUAUGCCCAGCCUUAGGUUCAGAGGGGCUGACAGACUAUAAGCAACAAAAGUCAGAACGACAAGUGAUCCAGAGGGUUCUCCAAAGAACCCAAGUGAAGCUUGAACCCAGUGCGAAUGGAAUGGGGGACCCAUCAGUGCCAAUGGAGUCUGGAUCUGGGCAAGUUAACAGAUCAGGUCUUCACAAUAUCAUCAGACCAACCCCUCCACUAGCAAUAUCACCUUCACAUGACACUGUCUACCAAAAACAGGACUUGUACACUCCUCCCACCCCACCCAGCCCAUCAGAGAGCAGCCAUUCACAUGACACCAAUUCCUCUGCCCUGACUGCUCAGAACUAUCCUCAAAAUGGUAUGCCUGCUGGUAUAGACUCUUCCUUACCCCAUAAAUUGCCAGCUCCAUGCCUGGACUCUACACUCAGUGAGCUGGAGGCUAUCAAAGAGAAUAAUUGCUCUGCUGUUAGCCCUGGGCGAAUCGAAGGUCCUCUCAAUCAGGCAGAAGGACUUUUAACAGUAGGUGGAGAUGUCGAAGAGGACCCCCACGUUCCAGAUGAGGACCACGCUUAUGCCCUGCCCACAGCACCAAAGACAGGUGGGACCACACCCCCGCUACUCUUGCCAAAACUCAGGGACAAAGGUAGCUUGCGGAAUCCUGCUAACUUAGCCACUGGGGGAGACAUGGAGCCAUCUCUGAAGAGACGAUGCUUACGGAUCCGAGAUCAGAAUAAAUAGAAAUCAGAGACUCCCUGUUUAACGUUGUGGGGGCAGUUCCAGAUUCAGUGCCACGCCGUCUUGUGGACAACACUAGUGUGAACACCCUCCUGUAGACCAGCAGGGUGCCAAACCCAGGGAGCUGACCAGAUGGCCCAGUCAUCGCGAGUCAACAGCGCGGAAGAACGCAACGCAGUCGCACAGUUUGCUUUGGACCAAAAAUAAAUAUAUUUCACCGGCUUAGU